AUGCGCUGUGUAUCCCACGUCGCGGGGCCGGCUGCCCCCUGCUUCACUCUGCUUGACUCUGUGGUGCUCGAACCUGUGGUACUGCUUGACUCUGUGGUGCUCGAACCUGUGGUACUCGACUCAGUCGUGCUGGUCAAAGUGGUACUGCUUGACUCUGCGGUGCUCGAACCUGUGGUACUCGACUCAGUCGUGCUGGUCAACGUGGUACGGCUUGACUCUGUGGUGCACGAACCUGUGGUACUCGACUCAAUCAAGCUGGUCAAAGUGGUACUGCUUGACACUGUGCCUGUGGUACUCGACUCAGUCGUGCUGGUCAACGUGGUAGUGCUUGGCUCGGUGGUGAUCGAACCUGUGGUACUCGACUCAGUCGUGCUGGUCAACGUGGCACUGCUCGACUCUGUGGUGCUCGACCCUGUGGUUCUCGACUCAGUCGUGCUGGUCAACGUGGUACUGCGUGACACUGUGGUGCUCGAACCUGUGGUACUCGACAUAGUCGUGCUGGUCCACGUGGUAGUGCUUGACUCUGUGGUGCUCGAACCUGUGGUACUCGACUCAGUCGUGCUGGUUAAAGUGGUACUGCUUGACUCUGUGGUGCUCGAACCUGUGGUACUCGACUCAGUCGUGCUGGUCAAAGUGGUACUGCUUGACACUGUGGUGCUCGAACCUGUGGUACUCGACUCAGUCGUGCUGGUCAACGUGGCACUGCUCGACUCUGUGGUGCUCGACCCUGUGGUUCUCGACUCAGUCGUGCUGGUCAACGUGGUACUGCUUGACUGUGUGGUGCUCGAACCAGUGGUACUUGACUCAGUCGUGCUGGACGACGUUGUAGUGCUUGACUCUGUGGUGCUCGAACUUGUGGUAUUCGACUCAGCCGUGCUGGUCAACGUGG
Prorocentrum cordatum is the source of this 889-nucleotide messenger RNA. The record is from the annotation of a GenBank genome assembly. NCBI's taxonomy places the organism in Eukaryota, Dinophyceae, Prorocentrales, Prorocentraceae.